AGAACAAUACUGACGUGCUGUUGAUAAAACCAGCGAGAUAAAAACGAUAAUAAAGAGCUUAUCGCGAGAGUUCGUGGACUAUUAUUUAGUUUAGGCGGGCACCUUUUCGUUUCAGGGUCUGAACUGUGCAGUUUUUUUGCAUCGUGAUCAUUACCCGGCUUGAGUGAAAUGGAGUCAAACUUAGAGCAUCGCGAUAGAGUCGGGGUGCCCGAUGCGGUACUUUUGGACGAUUACACCAGCGAAACCGCCUUCGUAAAUAAUCUGGAGAAACGAUUUAAGGAAGACGUAAUUUACACAUACAUCGGAUCGGUGCUGAUCAGCGUAAAUCCAUAUAAGGAACUCGGGAUUUACGGCUCGAAGGAGGUGAAGGCUUACGAGAAGAAAAACUUUUUUGAGGUGCCGCCCCAUGUGUUUGCAGUGACCGAUACCGCAUAUAGAUCUUUAAAGGAAGAAAACAGAGAGCAAUGUAUCUUAAUUUCAGGAGAAUCGGGAUCGGGAAAAACCGAAGCGUCAAAAAAAGUCCUCCACUACAUCUCAGAAAUCACAGAGCAAAAGGGAGAUAUCGAAACUGUGAAAAACAAACUGCUGCAAUCCAACCCGCUAUUGGAAGCUUUCGGAAACGCGCGGACUAAGAGAAAUGACAAUUCCAGUCGUUUUGGAAAGUUCAUGGAUAUUCAGUUUAAUUUCGAGGGUAACCCUGUAGGGGGCAAUAUCCUAAACUACCUCCUGGAAAAGUCCAGAGUUAUCAGUCAAGGACCUGGAGAAAGGAAUUUUCAUAUUUUUUAUCAAUUACUAAAUGGUGCUAACGAGAACACUUUAUCCAAGUUAUCAUUAAGCAGGAACUUGAGGCAAUACAACUAUUUGUCUAAUGGAAACUUCGAAGAAGACAUCAACAUAGACAAAACCAACUACGAAGAAGUGGAGAGAGCCUUAUCGACAUUAGAUUUCAGCCAAAAUGACCGACAAGAUAUAUUUAACAUCAUAGGGGCCAUUCUACAUUUAGGAAACGUAAAAUUUUCUCUUGCUGAUGGUAAAGCUGUUAUAGCUAAUCCUGAAGUGGUUGAAACAGUUGCAAAUUUAAUCAAUUGCAAGAGAGACAAACUAAGCCUCUCACUCGUUCAACGUACCAUAGAAACUAUAAGGGAUGUAGUGACGACACCGCUAGAUCUAGAUCUGGCCACUUAUGCGCGUGACGCCUUAUCAAAAGCUGUAUAUGACCGGCUGUUCACUUGGUUGGUGAAACGAAUAAACAGUUCUCUACAGCCCAGUGAUCGUAGACGUAAUGUUGUUAUGGGUAUUUUAGAUAUUUAUGGGUUCGAGAUUUUGGAGAAGAACAGUUUUGAGCAGCUCUGCAUCAACUUCUGCAACGAGAAACUUCAACAACUCUUCAUCGAGCUAACAUUGAGAUCUGAACAGGAAGAAUACGAAAAGGAGGGCAUCCAAUGGGAGCACGUCACUUAUUUCGACAAUAAAAUCAUUUGCGAUUUAAUCGAGGAAAAACAUAAGGGGAUGAUAGCGUUUAUGGAUGAAGAAUGUCUACGGCCAGGAGAUCCUACUGACCGCACUUUACUUAAUAAAUUAAAUAAACAGUUUGAGCACCACGAUCACUAUAUAAGCCAUAUGAAAGCUGAUAUUAAAUUGCAAAAAAUUAUGGAUAGAAGCGAAUUCCGACUAAUUCAUUAUGCGGGGGCAGUCACUUACAACAUCAACACCUUUAUAGAAAAAAACAACGAUCUCUUGUUCAGAGAUUUAAGGGAAGCCAUGUCUUCUUCUUCAAACAGCAUCUUAUCGACGGUGUUUACAGAAUCUGAACUUCAAAGCAAAAAGAGGCCAGACACCGCCAUCACUCAGUUCAAGAACUCCUUGAAUAAUUUAAUAAACAUUCUAAAGGAUAAGGAACCUUCUUACAUCAGAUGUAUCAAACCCAACGAAUUGAAGAGAUCCGGCCUAUUUGACCAACAAAUAGUACGCCACCAAGUCCAAUAUUUAGGGCUAAUGGAGAACCUAAGGGUGCGUAGGGCAGGUUUCGCUUACAGACGCACAUACGAACUUUUCCUGAAGAGGUACAAGUCCCUUUGCACCGAAACGUGGCCCAACUAUCGAGGCACCGCGAAAGAUGGAGUGCAACAUUUGGUUUGUGCUCUUGGUUAUGAGGGUGUGGAGUACCAAAUGGGAAAGACCAAAAUCUUCAUUCGUCACCCACAGACGCUCUUCCGCACAGAAGACGCGUUCCAAGCAAAGAAACACGACUUGGCGAGCAUCAUUCAGGCCCAUUGGAAGGGUUUGAUGCAAAGAAGGAGAUACCUGAAGCUGCGCGAAAAUGUCAUAGUAGUUCAAAAGUAUAUCAGACGAUAUUUGGCCAGAAUCAACGCCAUGAGAAGGAAACAGGCUGCCAUGACCAUAAGAUCGUUUAUACGCGGUUAUAUUACCAGACAUGACCCACCAAACGAGGACAACAGGAAAUUCAUUCUGGCAACGAAGAGAAACUGGCUUGAGCGCCUGGCCAAGAACCUUCCACAAAAUAUCCUGGAUAGAAAAUGGCCGCCGCAUCCAAAGGUUUGUGAAGAAGCUUCCAAAUUGCUUGAGGUGAUGUACGCUGCUAAUAUGUCUAGACGCUACCGGUUAGCAUUAACUCCAGAUAGAAAACGUCAGUUUGAGCUGAAAGUGUUGGCAGAGUCAUUGUUUAAAGGAAAUAAGAAAAGCUAUCCACAAAGUGUUGCGGAGCCUUUUGUUUAUAGUAGAAUUCCGGAGCCUGCAUUACAGGCCAAGAAAUCGUAUGCUGCCACCCUGAAUGGAGAUAGAGAAGUGUAUGCAACUUCGGUGAUGAAAUACGACCGUCACGGGUACAAACCGAGAGAACGUACCAUCCUGGUGACCCAGAACAACUUACACGUCUUAGAAUGUAAAGGAUCUUCGGCGAAACUGAAACACGUGUUACCAAUUAAGAGAUUGAGCUUCAUCGUAACCCACGAGAGCGAUCGGUUGGUUUUAAUUAAGAUCCCGGAGGACCUCAUCAAAAAGGACAAGGGGGAUUUGAUUCUUGAGGUGCCCAAUUUGAUAGAGGCUAUUACGAUGAUCGUAGACGCUACCAAAGAGAGGAAUUUGUUGGAGAUUGUAAACACUACAACGAUUGUGCAUCACAUGAACGGUAACAAGAAUGGAACGAUUGAAAUUCAAGUUGGUAAACCAGAGAGGAUUCACAAGGACAAGAGUGGCCAUUUACUUAUCGUUGCAUCUCCAUAGUGAGAAUAUAAGUUAUAUUAUAUAGUAUUUAUGUCCAGGUAUUAAAGUUAUUAUAGUGUUAUCAAUAAAUGUAUUACUAUUUUA
Messenger RNA from Anthonomus grandis grandis, 3327 nucleotides. RefSeq names its product unconventional myosin IC. Gene Ontology annotation, molecular function: ATP binding; microfilament motor activity; actin filament binding. The transcript has 16 exons. Gene Ontology annotation, biological process: actin filament organization; vesicle transport along actin filament. Gene Ontology annotation, cellular component: myosin complex; vesicle; plasma membrane. The coding region runs from base 169 to 3243 and encodes 1024 amino acids. Lineage: Eukaryota; Metazoa; Arthropoda; Insecta; Coleoptera; Curculionidae. The record is from RefSeq and is a predicted model, not a curated record.